CCAGAUCGACCGCCAGAUUUUGGAGCUUCCGGCCGCAGGGGCAGCAACGGGGCGACGUUGCCCCGCCGCCCGGCCCCGCUUCCUCCUCGCCGCUGGAUUUCCUCCUUGCUAUUUUGCUCCUUUCCCUCGCAGCGGAGCUUUCCAACUUUCCUCAGCACAAAGACCCGCAACGGCCCGAGAAUGCCCGCCGCCCUGGCGUUCCUCGCGGUGGGCGGCUGCUUCCUGGCCCUGGCAGAGGAGGAAUUAGAUUACACCAUUACAAUGGAGGACCAGAUUUAUCUUCUUCUGGAUGCCAAAGUUCAGUGUGAAGAAAACAUCACAUCUCAAAUACAAGAAGAAAGAGGAGAUGAGUGCUUUCCAGAAUGGGAUGGUCUAAUCUGCUGGCCCAGGGGGUCAGCAGGAAAAACCUUAGCGGUGCCCUGCCCUCGUUAUAUCUAUGAUUUUAAUCACCAAGGUAUGGCCUUCCGACACUGUGAUUCAAAUGGAACAUGGGUUUAUGUGCACAGUUUAAACCGGACAUGGUCUAAUUAUUCUGAGUGCCUCCGUUUCCUGCAAACAGAAAUCAGCCCAGGAAAGAGGGAAUUCUUUGAACGUCUCUCUGUCAUGUACACAGUGGGAUACUCCAUUUCCUUCUCCUCUCUGGCUGUGGCUAUUUUCAUCAUUGGCUACUUCAGGAGGCUCCACUGCACCCGGAAUUGUAUACAUCUGCAUUUGUUUGUCUCUUUCAUGCUCAGAGCUACCAGUAUUUUUAUUAAAGAUAAAGUUCAUCCUCAUUUUGGAAACAAAGAGUUUGACUCACUACUCACAAAUGACCUACAAAGUAUUGUACAGACUCCAGUCAUGGACAGAUCUCAGUAUGUGUGGUGCAAGAUUACUGUGGUGAUCUUUAUUUACUUCUUGGCAACAAACUACUAUUGGAUCUUGGUUGAAGGCCUCUAUCUGCACAGCUUAAUAUUUGUGGCUUUCUUUUCGGAUACCAAGUACCUAUGGGGUUUUAUCUUAAUAGGCUGGGGUUUCCCAGCUGUCUUUGUAGUGGCCUGGGCAGCAGUCAGAGCAGCAGUGGCAGAUGCAAGAUGCUGGGAGCUUAGUGCUGGAAACAUAAAAUGGAUAUACCAAGCUCCAAUUUUAGUGGCUAUUGGGCUAAACUUUGUUCUCUUCCUGAACACUGUGCGGGUGCUGGCAACGAAAAUCUGGGAGACUAAUGCUGUUGGCUACGAUGUCAGGAAACAAUAUAGAAAACUAGCAAAAUCCACCUUAAUUCUGAUCCUUGUCUUUGGUGUGCAUUACAUUGUCUUUGUGUGCCUGCCUCACACAUUCACUGGAUUAGGCUGGGAGAUCCGGAUGCACUGUGAACUCUUCUUCAACUCGUUCCAGGGCUUUUUUGUUUCCAUCAUCUACUGCUACUGUAAUGGAGAGGUCCAGGCUGAGCUCAAGAAGACAUGGGCUAAAUGGAACUUUGUUAUGGACUGGAAGAGGACUGUUCCUUGUGGGAAUUCUCACUAUGCUUCUGUCCUCACUAAUGCGACCCAGAGCACCAGCAGUCAAGCUCAGAUGGGUGCCAGCUCCCGCAUGAGGCUGAUUUCCAGCCAUGCAUGCAGGAAUGCCAUAGGACAGAAUGAUGCUCAUAUAAAUUUGCCUGGGUAUGUUAGGAGCAACUCUGAACAUGACUGUAUGCCCCACUGGGCUCAGGAAGUGGCUGAUGAAGAUGAAGAGAAAAGGCUGGAUGGUAUUUCUCUAAAGAAGCCUUUUAGACUUCAGAACAAUCGCACAGGUUUUCUUGUGGAAGAAGAGAACCGAAUGGAAAUAGAGGCAUCACUUUAAAAUGCUGGGGUGCCACUGAGGGAUUGCACGUGUGAAAAUAGUCAUCACAUAAAAAUGGAUGGACCAUCUUUUGCCCAGGCAGAUGAGCUUUCCAUCCUUCUCCUGGGAUGAUAUCUUCAAUGUCAUAUGAGUUUAUUUGACUUCACCUAAUCCAGACCCAUGUACAGACUCCGUAGCCAGAGGCUUUCCCCAGCCAGCAAUGUAUCCAAAAUCAUUUUGAGGGAAGACUGUGGGGCUUACACAUCUGAAUUCUGACUUCUUCACAACUUUUCAUUGCAUGAUACUCCUGUGUUAGCAAGAAGCAAAGGCACUAAUGAUGAUAACAUUUAGAUAAAGUUAUUUUGAGUCAGUUGACAUUUAAAAAAAAAAAUCUUACAGAAAUCUAGAGAACUGAUAUUCAUCAGAGAUAUUCGGUAAUAAGUUCUAAAUCUUAAUAUAAUUUUGACCUGAAGUCUUUUCCUAUCAAAAUGAGUAUUAACAAGUCCACACAUGUCUAUGUUAUAUACAGAUUUAUAAUUGCUACUCACCUUUUGAUUUAAAAAUGUAUCUGAACACAUUUUCCUUAAUUGUACUACGCAUAUAUUUUUCCUCCAUUACUGCAAAAUCUGCCCCCCACCCCAAUCCUAUCUGGUAUCCUUGUGUUUUUCCACAAAGACAGUAGUACAGACAUUUUUAGCCACCAAGAGAAAUAAUGUGAAAUGAUUUGUACAGUUCUCUUUUCACAGUCUCUGUUUAUUCCCUAGCAGAAUCACCUCACCUCCCAAGGGGGGAUUAUUUACUUGCAAGCCAGCAUUCUACUGAAGGCGUGGAUGAUGUUUUAACUGUAUGACAGUUUC
Candoia aspera is the source of this 2657-nucleotide messenger RNA. It is a transcript of the gene PTH2R, whose product is annotated as parathyroid hormone 2 receptor. NCBI's taxonomy places the organism in Eukaryota, Metazoa, Chordata, Lepidosauria, Squamata, Candoiidae. The record is from RefSeq and is a predicted model, not a curated record. The transcript has 13 exons. Gene Ontology annotation, biological process: adenylate cyclase-modulating G protein-coupled receptor signaling pathway; cell surface receptor signaling pathway. Gene Ontology annotation, molecular function: G protein-coupled peptide receptor activity; peptide hormone binding; parathyroid hormone receptor activity. Bases 181 to 1821 code for a protein of 546 amino acids. Gene Ontology annotation, cellular component: plasma membrane.